AUGAAUUUGCAUCAAGUGCUGACGGGGGCGGCCAAUGAGGGCGAAAAAUGUUUUAGUGUUGGUAGCAUCGAUGGCAAUCACUUCACUGCCUAUGCCGCAGGAUGCAACAUUGUCAUCCUGGAUUCAGAUAUAAACAGAGUUCAGAUUUUAUCUGGUACUGAGUUAGGUUAUCAGUCUGAAGUAACUUGCAUUGCUUGCUGCCAUGAAUUAGGAAAGAUUGCAGCCAGUUACGAAAACAAAGUGUACAUUUUUGAACCCGCACCCGUUGUCAGGAGUGAAGGAAAACAUUCAUUAGACUACCAAUGGUCGCAGACGGGCCUCUUAAUGUUGGACGGUGAAGUGCUCGCUGUUGCUUGGAGCUACUUUGGUCAGCGACAGAUUGAUAACCUCAUCAACCAAUCUCCUUCAACUAUGGGAGGAAGCAGACGUGGCGAGCCCCGCCCUUCAAACGACCCAAACCCCCACAAUAGCAGCAGCCACAACAACAACAACAGCGGACAACAACAACCAAUCAACGAAUGGUGUUGUACCUGGUGGACGAAGUUGGCGAAUCCGGCGAUGAUGGUGAAAUUUUCAACUGACAGACUGCUGUUUGCUACUGCUGGGAAGAACGACAGAUUGGUAAAGGUUUGGUAUGAAAACUUUAAAGAUAGCAGUCAGAGAGCUCAGGAAUUCCCCGAUCAGCUGUUUCCGGAUUCUAUAAAUAACUCGGGCAUCCCGAUGACGUCAUUCUCAUUUGUUUACGUGGCCCAUCCCAGGGCCGUGACUGGUUUCUCGUGGAGGCGUACCUCCAAGUAUAUACACAGGUAG
This is a messenger RNA of Helobdella robusta, 810 nucleotides long. RefSeq lists its product as hypothetical. Gene Ontology annotation, cellular component: RAVE complex. The record is from RefSeq and is a predicted model, not a curated record. The transcript has 9 exons. Gene Ontology annotation, biological process: vacuolar acidification. The coding region runs from base 1 to 810 and encodes 269 amino acids. Gene Ontology annotation, molecular function: protein binding. NCBI's taxonomy places the organism in Eukaryota, Metazoa, Annelida, Clitellata, Rhynchobdellida, Glossiphoniidae.